GAAAAAUGCCUUCCCCUAAGCCCUCGGACGACGAGAAGACGCCUACGAAAGCCAAACCGGUACUGAAUGCUCGUCGCGUCUCAGUAGGUAAAGGUCCACGCAAUGGAGGGAGUGGGAUUCGCAAGGCCUCCGGCAACAGGACGCCCGUUCGAAAAUCCUCUGCUACGCAAGCACGAACACCCAAUAGUGCACCCGCCGCCGUCCGGAAAACGCCCAAGAAGGCGGAACCUACGCUCUUUUCGGAUUUCCUAUUGGGAAGGCCUAGUCCACAGCGAACUCGAACGGCAACACGAAGGAAGAGUCUCGAUGCUCUUAAAAAGGAAAUGAAACUUGAGGCCGAUGCCAUUGGGAAGGUUCCAAAUCCGGGGGGUGUCAAAGAUAGGGUCAAACAAUGGCAGAAGGCCAGUGCCGCUGAACUUGCUGCAAAGAAAGUGGAAGAAGAGAAAGCGGAGAGCGAUGGCGAAUGGGAGGAUGACAAGUCGAAGAGCGGAGGAGGGAGUACGAAGCCCAGGCCCGGACGGCGGAAAGGCGGAGAGGCGGAGGAUGACAUACCAAUUGGCGGAACAGCGAAAGAAGCUGCAAGAGGGCGGAGCAGAAGCGCGGGGUCGCCCAAAAAGAAGGUCAUUGGUGAUGAUCAAUGGAUGAAGAAGCCCGAGAAGAAGAAGUCACCGCCAAGGAAGUCCCCGCCGAGGAAGGGACAGCCCAUACCAAAACACUUCGCAGCAUUGACAAACAAUCCGCCUUUGGAAAAGAAGAUAAAAGACUGGGCAAGGCGGAAUGCGAGUGAGGAGUCUGAGACGCCUCCUCCAAGUGCGAAGAUCUUGAAGCAAAGGACGCCAAGCGGAACACCGAGAAAGGAAGCCCUGCCGAAAGACUUCCCAGUCGCGGCGUCUACCCCGCCAUUAGAGAAAAGGAUUAAUGAUUGGGCCCAGAGGAGCGUGAGUGAAGGGCCCGAGGAGAUUCGGAAGACCCCGAAAUCGUCGAAACGGGAGAGUGUGGGAGAGACGCCUAGGCGGAGAAGAACUUCCAGACAAAACUCUCCCGACAAGGACUCAGUCGAUGAAGAGUUUAGCUCUCGGCGGAGGAGAAGGGCUUCCAGACAAAAUUCUCCCGACAAAGACUCUGUCGAUGAAGAGUUUAGCUCUCGGCGGAGGAGAAGGGCUUCCAGACAGAAAUCUCCUCACGACGACUCUGUCGAUGAAGACGUUAGCUCCCGAAAGAGAAGGGUGCCUCGAGAAGAGCAGGUAGACAAUGCACUCAAAUCGAGGGAUUCUUCGAGGCAAAGCCCGUUUGAUGAUGGUAUUCGCGUUCGACCUUCCCCAGAUCACAUGGACGGUGGAAUUCAAGCCAAGUCUUCCAGGGACUUUUCGUUCAAUUCCGCUGAUGACGGAUUGCGAAUACCACAUGAACCCAGCAGCAGGAGACGUUCUAAACCGGAUAACCCAAGGAAAAGGAGUGAUAAAUACCUUGAGCCCCUAGAUUCCGAGGGCAGACAACAUGAGCCUACGACCUUGACUGGUGAUACCCGCGAAGCUGGCGACGAUAAUGAUGCCUCGGCUUGGACCCCCAGCCGGAAACGAUCGAGACGACACCCACGGAGGUCGGACACUGUUGCUGAAUCUUUGGACGAGAUUCCCUUUGGAAACUCGGCCUUCAGCGUUCUUGACAUGCCCGUCGGCGCUGAAGCAGGUACCAUGCGACGGCCUCCACCAAACCGAACUCCCAGCUUUGGUAUGCCAAAAGUUUUCAAGAAGGUGUAUAGUGAAGCCAUUAAUAUUGUUCACGAUACAGUCGAUCCACCCAGAGCGGGCCCGAAUCAGCCUCCUAGUAUCGAAUCUUGGCUGAAAGGCACAACGGAUCCGUUCGUCGAAGCCCCAGCUACCCCCAAGUCCAUGCCAGAAGCCCAGGAAUUGUCUCCAUCACGGACGCGUAACUAUAAGGAAAAUGAUACCCCAGAGCAGAAUCUCGCGGCCAGUGUUGAGAGCGGGGUUGCUCGGAAGCGUCAUGUUCGAAGUCCCCACGAUCUGGGCGAUAGACAUCGUGUUUCCAAUAGAGAUAGCCCUUCCACAGCGCGGGAGACACUCCCGAGUAUGGGAAAGCCUCCUUCCCUCUCUCCAAACGGCUUGAAGAGGACGCCUGCUACACGCAGUACUUCACCGCCAAAGUUAGCAAGAAAGUCGCCCCUGAAAGAAGCAUUGUUAGAUGCUUUUAGGGGGGAAUCAACAACGUACCGUUCCAAGGGAGGUCCACUGCAAGAUAUAUCUGACUCCCGCGAAAACCGUAGUCCUUCAGGAUCUUAUGGCAGUGGACGUGAGGGUGUUGAAGAACGUGUACCAAAGAAUAGCCCACGAGAGCCAGAAGACACAACCUCCAAACCUACCCACGAAUUGAUGCCACCUCCAGUAUUUCCCCGACGACCAGCACCAACUACCGGGGUACAUCGUUUGUCAACAAUCGCAUCUGUUGAAACUUUCAGCACAAAGUCCUCUGCUGCUGAAACUGCAUCAGGGCUCUCACAAACAACUGUGACAGAAGACACGCUUUCCACAUUACCUACAGAGUCAAAUCUCUCACGCAAAAGCAAUAAAUCAGGUCUGAAAAGACGACUCACUAAGCACGCAGACCUACUUUCUGUGCUUUCAUUACCUGAUUCCGCACCACCUGGAAAGGCCACUAGUAUCAGAUCUGCACGUAGCAUACGAACCUCGAGAGCCCCUUUCGAAACCGCCACAAUCCCAGAUUUUAUGCGGGAACUAGCUGACGAUGAAAGUAAAUACAUACGAGAGCUAGAUACACUAGUAGACGGUGUUAUUCCCGUUUUACUCAGUUCUGUUCUCUCGAAAUCCGAAACUGCAAUCGCUGCAGGCAUCUUCGACGCCAAUCCUGAUGAAUUGAUUGAUAGUUCCUUCACCAAACCUAUUGUUGAUAUGGGAAUUGCUCUUGAGCACUUGAGAUCUCUCCAUAAACGAAUACCCCUCGGUGAUCCAGAAGGUCUCACCUCUUGGGCUCACAGUGCUCACAAAUCCUACGACGAUUACCUUGUUGCUUGGCGAAUGGGAUUUCAAGGUGCUAUUGUCAACUUGGCUCCUGCAACCUCCCCUUCUUCCACUGAAGAACAGUCAGCUCUCUACGACAUGCCUCGAAACGCCAACGGAGAUAUGGUCAAUGCCGAUGGCGAGCGUGUCGAUGUCGCCUUCUUGCUCAGGAGACCCCUAGUCAGAAUCAAGUAUCUGUCAAGGGUCCUCAAGGGCAUCAACAGAAUUGAUCCUACUGAUCGAACACGGUCUGUCGACACUAUGUGGGAAGAUCUUGUAGCAAAAUCACGUCGUCGAACCAAAGAAGAACAGGCUAGAAUGGUGGAUCGAGCUGCUUAUAACACUGAUGCUACUCGAGCUCGCGACCCCAGGACUUUGGCUCUGGCAGAGAACACAAAGAUCGACCGUACUCGACAAGUUUAUGCUAAAGACCACUUCUCACUUGAUAUGCCACAUUCUAGCGGCCAGCGAAUUGAGUGUGAGGUCGAGUUGUUACUUCGAGACAAGCCUUCAGCUAAGAAGGAUCCUGGCGAUGUUCUGGUCUGCGCUGUUGAUGAUAUCAGUCGAUGGCUACUUUUUACUCCUAUCUCGAGAGAUGUCAUGUCAGCUCGCAUGGGUGAUUCCGACGGCCAAGUAGUGGUCUUGGUGAGAGGCGUGGACAACCUCGGUCAGAACUGGCAAGAAACCUUCAUUCUCGAAACCGAUGACUACGACGCCGCAAAGGAGUGGGUUGAGAUGCUGGGUACAGUUCCAAUCCCUCCUCCAAUCCUCCCAAAGGGCUUGAAUCGCGGAUCACCGACGUCUUUACCAAGCAAAGACAUUGAGAUACCAAUCGGCGAGCGUCGGCGACGAGAGGCGGAAGAAAUCGCGAGCAUGCAUCAGGAGCAACAGGGCCCACGAUACAAACCUACAGUAUACGAUCUCGUCAAAGAAGAGCCAGUAGUCAGUUCAGCAGGCGCCAAAGAUCAUGGUCAACUUAAGAGUAAUGAUGAAGAGAAGCCGGCAAUCAAUCAUGCAAGAGCAAGAUCUAGCCCUCGACAUCGGUCUGACUCGAAGGCCAGGGGUAGUCCAGAUUCAGAAGCUUUCAUGUCUGGUGCAUUGCCUUUUAUUCCAGAAGCGUCAGAUGAAAGUCCAUCCACACCCGAUCACAGUUCUCCAGAUGAUCAACCCCCGCCACCACCUACUCACCGAACCCCAACAACCCCCAAGACCCUGAAGCCGUCUCCAGUCCUUGAAACUCCGACUCCGAAAGGCAGAAACCCAAGAAUUUCCUCGCCAUUGAAGCACGAAUAUCGGCCUUCGAAUGGCUCAGAUACCUCCGAAUCUGAAUAUUCCGACUCCCCGGACCAGGACUCUUCCUCGGAGUCAUCGGAUGAAGAGCUUGAGGAAGAAGACAUUCCAGAGCCUCAAUUUGUACCUAUAAGUCCUUACAGCAAGCGAAUGUCACCUCCAAGACAUAAUCUUCCGAACAGCACUCUCGCGCCGUCAAACGCUGUUUCCCAAGGACCUUACCGUGGAGUCCCUCUGCAGAGAUCAUCAGCCAGUGUCAAGCUUACGGCAAUGGUCUCUUCCUGGAAUAAUGCAAAGGGUCGCUGGGAUGAUAUUCAUCCUGAACCUUGCUCCAUAAUCGUCAGUCCAGGUCUGAUUGAAGCCUUUGAAAUGAACGCAUGUCACUCGUCACCACCAAAAACCGGCUCUCCUCUCAACUCCUCCGGUACUCCGGAUGAUCAAGAAGAUGCUGCUGAGGCAGAUCGUCCUCUCGUUGGGCUCGUACUCACGCCAAUGGUCAACCUCAGAAAGAGCACGGGUGUAGAUAUCGAGAUCCAUUCACCCCCAACUUCCUACUCCCGACUCAAGUGCAGCAGCAGCAUCCGCUACCGUUCCAUUUCUCCACAAGCCUGCAACCUGCUCUACAACACAAUCCAUAAAGCCCGCCUUGAGAACCCGGUCUGGGUGAAACUGGAGCAAGAGCGCAUCGUCAAUGACUAUGGCAGCAACACCUACGAGGCCGCAGUAGAGCCAAGCCGUCGCAGAUUCUUCUUUGGUCGAAGAAAGAGUUAUCGCGCCUCUGCCCGCGCCCCCUCUGCAGAACCAUCUGAACGAUCGCACUCCUCUUCGGCAUUCUCCCGCCUGCGACGCAUGAGCGGUGGCGGUUUGUUCAACAUCGCAAAAAGCUCCAUCCAUACCGGCGCAAAGGGCAAUAUCUCCGUCCCCGGUAGCUCCUAUGGCUCCCGCUACUCCGGCAAUUCAGAUCCCACGCCCCCAGGAACCCCGCCGAGUCUCUCGCUCGCUCCGACCAACACGUCUGGUGGCAUUCACCCCCUCGGGAACGAGAAUCUGAAGAUCCGGCUCUACUGCUUAGUGCGAGGCUUGAAAUGGGACGACAAGGGCUCGGCGCUCCUCACGAUUACGCAACCUCGACCGGGCACGCGGCAGGCGUCGUCGUUGUACAACGGCAUUGAGAAACGCAUCAUCGUCUCCAUCAAGAUCGGCAAGGCGGAGAACGAUUACGCGGUGGUGCUCGAUGAGGUUCUCGGCUCGGCCUGCUUCUCGAGGCUGGGCCGCAUGGGCAUCGUGGUCAACGUCUGGGAGGACAUCCGCGGGGACAGAGGAGAGAUCGGACGCGUCGGCCGGGUGGGCGGGGUCAGCGGUAGGAUCCGAAAGUGGCUUUUCCAGACGGGCUCGUCGCGCGAGGCGGCCUGGAUCUUUGGCUUGACGCAGCGCUCGGCUCUUAGUUAUUAAGCUUGAUUGGUGGCAGGAGUUUUGCAGCGGGUUGGGAAUAUAGAAAUCGAUCAAGCAAUCAAGCGCCGGAGUUGAAUGGUUUCAUGGGAUGGAUGGAUAGAAUAUGGGAUGUUAGAAGUUCUAGAUGUACGAGUAAUGUUUUUUCACCUUUCUC
Amorphotheca resinae ATCC 22711 is the source of this 5931-nucleotide messenger RNA. RefSeq lists its product as hypothetical. Bases 6 to 5777 code for a protein of 1923 amino acids. The record is from RefSeq and is a predicted model, not a curated record. The transcript is spliced from 2 exons. Lineage: Eukaryota; Fungi; Ascomycota; Leotiomycetes; Helotiales; Amorphothecaceae.